CGUCAUGACGUAUUUGACGCAACAAAACUCGUGACGAAAUAAUCGUUGCUACAAACAGAAAUCAAGAUAGAGGGAAGAAUAGUGAUUGCAAGAUAUUAAAAAAUGGAGAAGAUGCUGUAUUUUGGAGAUGACGAUUUGCGCCAAGCGAUGGAAAGAAUGGAUCAACUGUCACAUUUGAAGUUGAAGUUGGGAGCAGCUCAAUAUCUCGAGGACCUUCGCAAAGAUGUUCUCGCUGACAACUACAGAACAGAGGAAGAAACCGAGAGAGAACAAGAGCAGAGGACCGUCAAAAGCCAAAGAAUCAUUCAAAAACUUCAAGUAGAAAUACUGAAGAAGAUUCUUCCCAUGAACAGAAGUUCUCAGAUGGCUGUUAAGUGGAUGAAAACCAUCAAAGAAAACCAUGUCAAAAUGGCUACUGUCCAAAUGGAGCUACUGAAAAAACUUCGACAACACGAUGCCAACAAUUUCUUUGAAGAGUCUAAUGGAGAAUUAGAGGAAAAGAAUCAAUUUGACAUUCUUCCAAUGAACCUGAAUGAAAGAAAUGAGGAGAAACAACUUGAGCUAGUGACAAAUGAUAAAAAUGCCCAGCUGAUCAACAAGAUCCAAGUAGAUUUGUUGAGAACAAUUCUACCGAUGGAUAGAAGUGCAAGAAUGGCCGUAAAAUAUAUGAAAAUUAUCCGGGAAAGUCGCACAAAGAUGUUAACGAUUCAAGAGGAACUUCUCAAAAAGUUAGCGGAAAGAAAAGCCGAUUGCAUGACACAAUCACUUGGAAAAUUGGAGAACGAAAUCCAGAUAAAAUGGAGGACAGCACUAGAUGCAUGGGACAAAGAGAAGAGAAAUCGAUUGGUAUUCUCCAUCCUCGUUGAACAAGUGAGAAGAAUAAGGUCGAGAAGGUGCCCACAAAUGGCGGGGAAAAUUAUGAAAAAACUACAAGACCGCCAUCUAAUUUGCGAAAAGCUUCUGGAAGAGCUAAUGAAAAGGGUUAAUGAAAGAAAAAUAGUGUGGCAAGCAAAGGAGACGGCUCAGAAGGAAUUAAUGAAGGAAAUAAAAAGAAAAGAAGAAAUGAAAGAAAGGCAAAACAGACUACAGAUGGAAAUAAUGAGCUUUAUUCCUCGCAAAUUGUUCCUCAACGGGGUUGAAUCGUUCAAGACUGUCCCAAAGGCAAAGCCCGAGAUUGCAGCCAAAGUUGAAAAUGGAAGGAAGGAGGAACAGACUAUUAGCCACUCUAACGAAAACAAAUACGAACCCCAGAUGAAGAGAGGGACAAAGUCAAAAGCAACGCUAAAAAACCGACUGAAGAGAUUUUUCGGGUUCCACUGAUCGGAAUGUUGUUAACAGAUGAAAACAUUUAUUGACUUUAAGAUUCUAUUUAUACACAUUUAAUAUAAAUGCAAUGUCAGUAAAUAAAUCAGAAAUUGUU
Magallana angulata is the source of this 1420-nucleotide messenger RNA. RefSeq lists its product as uncharacterized. Bases 103 to 1320 code for a protein of 405 amino acids. Lineage: Eukaryota; Metazoa; Mollusca; Bivalvia; Ostreida; Ostreidae. The transcript is spliced from 22 exons. The record is from RefSeq and is a predicted model, not a curated record.